Zootoca vivipara (common lizard) is the source of this 5491-nucleotide messenger RNA. Its product is annotated as chemerin-like receptor 1. The record is from RefSeq and is a predicted model, not a curated record. Gene Ontology annotation, biological process: inflammatory response; phospholipase C-activating G protein-coupled receptor signaling pathway; positive regulation of cytosolic calcium ion concentration. Gene Ontology annotation, cellular component: plasma membrane. Gene Ontology annotation, molecular function: complement receptor activity; G protein-coupled receptor activity. NCBI's taxonomy places the organism in Eukaryota, Metazoa, Chordata, Lepidosauria, Squamata, Lacertidae.
AUGAUGGGGGUGGAGACACUCCUUCAGAUAUGCUGGUGUUGAGAGUUACCAGGGAACUGUUAAACUGUUCUGAGAACUGUAGCCCCGUGAGGGUAAUAAGGUCUCUUAACAUCUGAAUUGAUGCUUUUGAAUUAUGGUGCUGGAAGAGACUCUUGAGAGUCCCAUGGACUGCAAGAAGAUCAAACCUAUCCAUUCUUAAGGAAAUCAGCCCUGAGUGCUCCCUGGAAGGACAGAUCGUGAAGCUGAGGCUCCAAUACUUUGGCCACCUCAUGAGAAGAGAAGAAUCCUUGGAAAAGACCUUGAUGUUGGGAAAGAUGGAGGGCACUAGGAGAAGGGGACGACAGAGGACGAGAUGGUUGGACAGUGUUCUCGAAGCUACGAACAUGAGUUUGACCAAACUGCGGGAGGCAGUGGAAGACAGGAGUGCCUGGCGUGCUAUGGUCCAUGGGGUCACGAAGAGUCGGACACGACUAAACGACUAAACAACAACAUCUGUCAGCACCCUUAAGAAACAUGCAAGAAUUGUCUCUGUAUGUGUGAUAUAUGGAGGGUCAGCGCUUCCCCAGCCCAAUAACUAAGAGCAGCUAGGGGGAUUUUUGCAAAAUAAAUAAAUAAAAAUAAACCAAUUACAGAAUAAAUCAGGCAAAUGUGCUUUCAUUCAAGUUGCAGAAUCCAGCUUUUCCUUGUUGCAGAAGAAAAAAAAAACAUGGAAUAAAUCAGGCAAAUGUGCUCAUAUUCCAGUUGCAGAAUUCAGCUGUUUCUUGUAGCAGAACUUGGCUGAACUUUUGCACAGAUUGCACAUCCAGCCCUGCCCACUGUCGACUCUGCAAACCCGCUCUCUACUACAAAAGGAACAGCUCACUCCUGAGAGAAAGAAUUCCUCUUCAAGUCAAGCAUCGGGUGAAAUCUGUGUCUCCCAUGAAUCAUCGCACCCUGCAGCUUUAGGAGAGCAAUUGGAUUUUUUCUUCUUUUUAUUGAUGCCUCGCCUUGCUUCUACAGAACUCUUCAUUAGAGGACUUCCUGCCUUCUCUGGUGCCUCAAUUGGCUGCUGUUAUCUCGGUCUACAAGCAGAGCUUCCCGAACACACACCAGCCUCUGUGUUCCCCCCUCUUCCACGCAAAAUGAAGUAAACAUAUCACCGAGUUCCCCUUUUCAUCAGGAGCUAAUCUUUGUCUUGUCCAGACACCAAGGUCUUAGCCAGGCGAGGAAGACAAGUAGCAACCAAGAGGUCUCCAGUUUCAUGCACAAGGAAACCAACGAAAGAGAAGACAAGACCAGAAUCCUGCAACCUCUGACAGGUUCCAUCAUGGAUGUCAACGCCACUGCCCUGUGGCCUACCAGUGUCUCUUUGCAGCUGCCUUCCAAAGCUAGAAGCGAAGAGAGCAAAAUCAUGGACACAAUCCAGAUCUUCUUCUACAGUGUGGUUUUCCUGCUUGGCUCCCUCGGCAACGGGACCGUGAUCUGGAUCACAGCGCCCCAGGUCUUACACACUGUCAAUUGUGUUUGGUUCUUCCACCUUGCCUUGGCCGACUUCCUGUUCUCGGUCAGCCGGAUAGUGCCGCUGCUGAAGAACGCCUUCAACGAGGGGUGGCCCUUUGGGAGCUUCGUGUGCCAAGCAAACAGCUUCAUCAAGUACCUCAACAUGUUCUGCAGCGUCUUCCUCCUGGCUGCUAUCAGCUUGGACCGAGCAGUGUCCGUGUCUUACCCGGUGUGGUUCAAAAACCACCGGGGGCCCCGCUUGGCGUGGUUGGCUGCUGCUGGGGCCUGGUUUGUGGCUACUGCCGCGAGCCUCCCUUUCUAUCUUUACCGAAGAGUGGUAGCAGAGAAAGGUAGCACCAAGUGUUCCCUCGCCCUGGGGGACAAGGUUUCAGUGAAGUGGGCCUUGUAUUUUCUGAGGUUGGUCUGUGGGUUCCUGGCUCCCUUUGCCAUCAUUGUGAUCUGCUACGGGGUCAUCGCAGUGAAGCUGAGGCGGCGGCAGACCACCUUUCGUUCCAACAAACCCUUCAAGGUCAUCUUGGCUAUUGUGGUCACCUUCUUUCUCUGCUGGGCACCGUACCACAUAUUCCUCAUCCUCAAGUUGGUGGGAGUGAAGGGUCAAGGGAUUUCCAUUGGCCUUCCCCUCAUGUCCUCUCUGGCCUACCUCAACAGCUGUGCCAACCCCAUCCUUUACUUCUUCUUGGGCCUGGACUUCCGCAGGAAGCUCGGCCGUUUCAACUUGGCUGGGGCUUUCAGGAGAACUUUGCUCGAAGAGAGCGGCUACUCCUUCAGAAGGCCUAGCAGAUACCAGAAGGAAGCUACUUCAUCUGUCGCUGAGCCGGUCCAAUCCACGGUGGUUGAUAGAGUGCUGUGAGCAAAUUCAAGGCUCUGGAGACUUGAGGCUUGUGAGGCCUAUGUGUCAUCGUUUGCUAAAACAGUAUUAAUCCAUCACAUUCCUUACCAAAUCAAAUUUUGUACGGCCUGUUUCUGCCCCCAAAUUGCGGAGUAGAAUGAAAUUUGACCUUGUGCUACACAGCGAUGUUUUCUGAACAUUUUCAACUGGGUAUAGCAGGUGUGAGGUUCGUGGCAGAUCCAUUUCUUUAUCCAGGUCAGGUUUUUCAAAAUGACCCGGUCUAAGCACAGAUAAGUCCAUCCCAGGAUUUGUACUAGACUGACAGGGCAAGAGCAGUUCUGGAAAGAAGGAGAGUGCACCCUAGGGCAAGGAAGGAACUCUAGAAUAAAUCCCUAUACCUACUAAGUUUAGUCUGAAUGCUGAUUCUUAGUCUCAGUUCUCUGAACAUAACGUGUGUGUGUGUGGGUGUGUGUGGUCUUUUGCCCUAUCAUUGGGUCUGAAAGCAAAUGUGGAGUCAUUCGAGGGACAAAUAAAGCUCUGCUUUUGAGAACCAGGCUCUGGAAAUGGAUUGAGGACAAGUUUCCGAAGUUCAGCUUAGCAAAGCUGGAAAACCAAGACCCUUAAAAACCUGGGGAGAAUGCUUGCAUGGUAUUGCAGAAUCCCACCCCCACCCCUUCCCUGAGCAGUGAGACUUUCCAGGGAACUAGGGCUUCCUAGGUCUGGGUGAGUCAGCAUUGGAGACUUAAGGUGUCUUUGCGAUAGAUGCCUGCAACAACAGCCCUGCAGAAUCGAACAGUUAGAAGACUUGCUCUGGUUGACAGAAGCACAUGUGGUCUGAAGCUGCAUGGGGCAGUGUCUUUCCACCCCUGAAGGAUUCUUAGAACUUCUGCUGGCAUCUGGAUUUUUUAAUAGCACCUUGUUCCUCUCUUCUCCUCCGUGCCGUGUUGCUAAGCAGGUUUAAAGCACAGAGUGUGUGUGUGUGUUUGUUUAAUGUACCUGUGAUGGUGCAAAAAUUUAUUAAAUACAGUCAUCAAACAGGCUUCCUAAACAUGGGAUUGUAGAAGCUGCUCAAAAUAGACACACCUCUCCUGAGGAUUAAGCGACAGCUUUGCUCAAUGUUUCCUAUCGCACAAAACAAGUUAUUCAUCCAGCUUCCCCAGCCCAAAUAGGAGACAGGCAGUCUUAAUCAUGCAGGCUUUGUUUCUGAGCUGUUUUGUUGUAGGUGGUGCUGUCUCAAGGAGAAUCCUGGUGGGUCACAUCUAGGCCAGCAUUUUGUUCUCACAGUGGCCAUUCAGAUGCCUAUUAAGGAAAGCCUGCAACAAGGAUGCAAGGACAGUAGCCCUAGUCCACCAUAGUUUCACAGUGAUAUAUAGGCAGUAUAACCUGGCUGCAAUACACCCACCAUGUCUAGAAACCUAUUUGACCAUCUUAAUCGCCUACUGAAGCUACCCAGCUCGUGGCUGGGUACCCGUCACACCCAGAAAAUUCCAUAUUUUAACUAUGUGCUAUAUAUGGAGCUUCCUUUAGUCUGUCCUGAAUCUCCCAACAUUCAGCUUCACUGGACAGGCCUGGGUUCAAGUCCCACAGCAAGUUACUGGAGAGAAAAAACUAGUCAAAUGACCAGGGCCACCUUCACACCAAGCCAGAUGAUACCAGCUUAAACAGUCAUGGCUUCCCCCAAAGAAUUAUGGGAGCUGGAAAUUGUUAAGGGUGCUGAGAGUUGCUAGGAGGAACCUAGUCCCCUCUCAGAACGACCAAUUCACAGGGAACUCUGGGGAUCAAAGUUCUGCGAGAAGAGACUCGGGGACCUUAACAAACUACAGCUUCUAUAAUUCUUUGGGGAGUUCAUAACUGCUUAAAGUGGUAUCAUAGUGCUUUAACUUGGUGUGAAUGCGGCCUAGGACUAAACCAUCCCCAUUUCUCGGCACUAUAUGUAGGUGGUGACAUUGUAUGUGCUGGGUACAUGCAUUUCACUGAAUAUUCUUCAGAGCUGGAUGAAAAUUCUUCAACAGUUCAGGGAAAAUACAUUUUUCACCUUCCCUAUCUUUCAGAAUGUUGAAGGAAGCUCUUUUGCUGGCUCAUAUUGGGGGGAUGAAGAGAGUUGUGAUCGAAGAGAGGGCAGGCAGGAGAAGGGGCAAAGUCUGUUGAGCAAAAGCAAAUUGCCUAUAAAUGAGGCUGUUUGGGGGCAGGUAAAGAUGUGAGUGAGCCAAAGGGGGUUUGCAGGUUGUGCAAGGGCCAACAAUCAGCUGUUUGUCAGGGCUUGUGACAUGCCAUCCAUGGACCAUGCAAACACUGGCAAUCAGCGUUUCACAAGCUGCAGCAGCAUCCACAUGGGCAGGAAAAUGGCAUCACUGAGAUAUCUGGCAAUUGACAGGUAUGAGAGGAGCCAUGGGAGGCAGAGACACUCACAGGAAUGUGGGAAGCUGUCUUAUAAACUGCUUUGAGGUUCUUUUUCAAGAGGCGUACUCCUUUUAUGAAAUAAAUAAAUACUGAAUGAGGCUGUUGGUCCAUCCAGCUCAGUACUGCUGCCACUCCAACACUUAGAUAGGAGUUUCUCCCACUCCUACCUGGAGUUUGGACCUUGUACAUGCAAAGUAGAUGCUCUGCCACUGAGCUACGCUCCUUCCUCAGCUGCUCCUGCUCCUUCGACUUGUCACUGCGCUUGGAGAAAGCAGCUGAACAGGCACCAGAAGAAGGUCGAAGGGGUGGGGGGAACUAGCAGCCCCACUGUUGGGGAGUGGGCCUGGGCUGGUGUCUCAUGGCUCUUGGGAGCCAGUGUGGUGUAGUGGUUAAGAGCAGUAGACUUGUAAUCUGGGGAACCGGGUUCGCGUCUCCGCUCCUCCACAUGCAGCUGCUGGGUGACCUUGGGCUAGUCACACUUCUUUGAAGUCUUUCAGCCCCACUCACCUCACAGGGUGUUUGUUGUGGGGGAGGAAGGGAAAAGGAGAUUGUUAGCCACUUUGAAACUCCUUCGGGUAGUGAUAAAGCGGGAUAUCAAAUCCAAACCCUUCUUCUUCUUCGUCUUCUUCAUGAUUCCGAGCCCUGAUGACAUCAACCCUGAUAGCAGUCACUUGUGCGCGACAGAUGCAUAGUCAUGGGAACAACUGGAUAUUCCGCAUGGUGGGUACCAAAAUAGGCUCUAGCUAGUGCCUAGUGUACUUC